This is a messenger RNA of Carassius gibelio (silver crucian carp), 3962 nucleotides long. Its product is annotated as RNA-binding protein FXR1. The record is from RefSeq and is a predicted model, not a curated record. Gene Ontology annotation, molecular function: mRNA 3'-UTR binding; translation regulator activity; protein homodimerization activity. The transcript is spliced from 17 exons. Gene Ontology annotation, cellular component: dendritic spine neck; dendritic filopodium; dendritic spine. The coding region runs from base 537 to 2570 and encodes 677 amino acids. Lineage: Eukaryota; Metazoa; Chordata; Actinopteri; Cypriniformes; Cyprinidae. Gene Ontology annotation, biological process: negative regulation of translation; regulation of translation at postsynapse, modulating synaptic transmission; anterograde axonal transport.
CAGGAUCAUUCACAGUCUGGCUGCUCCACUCUGACGGCGUGUGUUGGAGGUAGCGUAGCGCUACAGUCAUAUUAAACAACAGACGUCCUAAACAACAGCGUUUUCAGACAUAGCACAGAGGACUCUCACGAAACACCCCGAUAUAUGCAGGAACAACCGUGAGUUCAAGUGCUAGAAGGUGUCGGUGACCGUUGAUUAGCGGCUGCGCUAGCUGUUUUGCUAACACCUCGUUCACAUCCACCGUCUUCAGACAGCAUCACUCCCGCUCCACAGUUGCCUCUAACGGCUUCUCUCACGCUCGAGGCAGUCGUUAUUGAGUUAUUGACUUGUCCCGCUGGAGUUGGCGUCGGAGCUGAAUCCCUCCUCGUGGCUCCUGUGCUCCCCUGUUACCUUUGCCCCCUCUCCCACCCGAAACACUGGACACACACAAGCGGCCGGAGAACGGCGAGAGGCCCGUGAAGCUGGGGGUGGCACCGGACUCGCACGCUGUCGGAGCGCCUGAAGAGAGGCACAGUCGUGGGGACGCGCCGGAGAACAUGGACGGGCUGGCGGUGGAGGUGCGCGGCUCUAACGGGGCCUUCUACAAGGGUUUCAUCAAGGAUGUACACGAGGACUCCCUCACAAUAGUCUUUGAAAACAACUGGCAACCAGAGAGACAGCUGCCGUUCAGUGACGUGAGGUUGCCACCCCCAGCCGAGUACCACAAGGACAUCUGUGAGGGAGAUGAGGUGGAGGUUUACUCCAGAGCCAACGAGCAGGAGCCCUGCGGCUGGUGGUUAGCGAGGGUGAGGAUGAUGAAGGGAGAGUUCUAUGUGAUCGAAUAUGCAGCCUGCGACGCCACAUACAACGAAAUUGUCACAUCGGAGCGAAUCCGGCCGGUCAAUCCCAACAGCCCCUCGUCUGAAAACUCCUUUUACAAAGUCCCCAUCGCUGUACCCGAGGAUCUCCGAGACAUCUGUUUGACUGAGAACAUUCACAAAGACUUCAGGAAAGCAAUCGGAGCCAACUGCAUCUUCUACAACACCUUUACACACCAACUUAUAGUCCUGUCCACGAGCGAGUGCACGGUGAAACGAGCAGCUCUACUGAGUGACAUGCACUUCAGGAGCAUUCGCACCAAACUCAUGCUGAUGUCCCGCAACGAGGAGGCCACCAAACACUUAGAGACAAGUAAACAGCUGGCGUCUGCGUAUCAGGAGGAAGUGAGGGUGCGUGAGGAUCUAAUGGGUCUGGCCAUCGGUUCUCACGGUGCCAACAUCCAGCAGGCCCGAAAAGUUCCCGGCAUCACUGCCAUUGAGCUGGAGGAAGAGAGCUGUACAUUCAGGAUCUACGGAGAGACCCCAGAGGCUGUGAAGCAGGCCAGGACGUAUCUGGAGUUCAUGGAGGAUUCCUUCCCGGUUCCCAGGAACCUUGUAGGCAAAGUCAUUGGCAAAAACGGCAAAAUAAUCCAGGAGAUAGUAGACAAAUCGGGCGUGGUUCGAGUGCGGAUCGAAGGGGACAAUGAUAAAAAGCUGCCCAGGGAGGAGGUAGGCAGGCAGGGGGCUGGCAGAGACAACACUGUGAGCAGCCAAGAGGGAACGGUUCCCUUCAUCUUUGUUGGAACCAAGGAGAACAUCAGUAACGCCCAGGCCUUGCUCGAGUACCACGUGGCCUACCUUCAGGAGGUGGAGCAGCUGCGUCUUGAGCGCCUACAGAUCGAUGAACAGCUCCGUCAGAUUGGGGUGGGAUACCGCGCACCCCCCAGCCGCUCCGGUUCAGGGGUCACCGGCGAGCGUGAAAGAGGUUACCUCACGGACGACAGCACCAACUCCCUGCAGACCACACGCACCUAUGGAGGAAGAGGACGAGGACGCAAACCGAACAAUGCAUACUCUGGCUAUGGAACAAACUCUGAAUUGUCAAAUGCAUCAGAGACAGAAGAGAUAGCAGAGCGAGAGCUCAGGCCUAAAGGUGUUGGAGGAGAUGACAGAGGCUCAAAGCGAGGAGGACGGGGCCGUGGCACCAGCGCAAGCAGAGGCCGUGGAGGACCAGGGCCACGAAACACCAACACUAUCAGCUCAGUGCUCCGAGAUCCUGACAGUAACCCGUACUCUCUCCUGGAGGGAGAAGGUGAAUUAGGCGCUGACACAGAUGCCAGUGAAAGCAUGGGCGGCACUGACCGUAGGAGACGUUCACGCCGUCGGAGAAACGACCAGGAACCCAGCCUUAUAGAUGCAGCCGCUAAUGAAUCUGACAGUCAGGCAGCCGCCAGUGAGAACGGACUGGAAGAGGAGGGCAGGCCCCAGCGCCGCAAUAGAAGCCGCCGGCGUCGCACCCGAGGCAGUCGUCCUGAAGGGGGCUCCACCAGCCGCGACAGACAGCCAAUUACCGUUGCAGACUUCAUCUCUCGUGCUGAUUCCCAGAGCAGACAGAAUCUCCCGGUGAAGAACGAGGUGAUCCAGCACACGUCCCAUCCCAAGGAAAACGGGACUAGCGUGAGACAGGAAGAGUGCACUGCUCCGAAGCGCUCCCCUAGCAAUGGCGUAGCUUCGCCCGGGGAGGCUCUAGCCCUGGUGAAUGGGGUCUCGUAAAAAGUCAUCUCGCCCCCUCAAGACCCACGUCUGCAGCGAGACACCACGGCGAACUCUGUAACCUGCUUGCAUUCACGUAAACCUUUAAACUGACGAAUGAGAAAUCGACUUAAAUCCUUGAAGUCUAUGAGAAGUAAAUGAUACAAAAAAAAAAAAAAAAAUGAACGAAUCUACUUUAAACCACACGUAAUAGUGUAUGUUUAUCUUCUCUAUCAGUACUUAGUGCUUAUCUACCACAAGCUUGCCAAAAAUGAGCUGAAGGAUGUGACUUAAAUCUCUGACAUAACUGAAAACAGGACGUGACUUUUUGGGCGUUUUUUUUUUUUUUUUUUUUUUGCGGUUGUUGUUGUUGUUGUUGUUAUUGUCAUGGUCAUUGUUCGUUUUUGAUUGUUUGUACUCACUGGUGUGGGAUUGUGAAACUCUCCCGAACAGACGCAUCUCUUAAACAGUGUUAGCUAAAAGAGGGCGGGGCUAGCAGAGAGGCGAUGGGCUGAAGGCGGAGCCUCUUAUGAGUGAUUGACAGUUCAAUCUGUGGUACUCUGAAUUUAAGGGCAAAAAGAGGAAACCGAGAGACAUUGUGCCUUGAAUUUGAAAAAACUUGAGUAUUUUCUUUUUCUUUCUUUCUUAAUAUUUGCGUUGUUCAUGGGAUUAAGUAGAUGGUUCCUGUCGGAGGAUUAAGAGGGGUUCGGAUUAGGGUGGUGGGGGGUGGAUCAAAUAAUUAAUGCCAAACAUGAAAUUAGGAUGUUUGUCCAAGGACAGGUCAUUAUGUGAAAGGCGUUUAAUCUGUGUGUGUACAAGUGUGUGUCCUGUUGGUGAGACAUGCAGCAAGAGCAUAAAAAUGGGGAGGAAUGAUAUCCAAGAGGAAUCCCGGAUGGAUUCGGUCUCUCCAGGGCAGAAAGUAGCACGAGUGUCGGUGGGCGGAGCUAGAAAGAGACGUUAAUGAACGGACAGGUUCAUAGUGUUGGUAAUCUUCAGUAUUUCAGCAUCUCUUUCCUCGCUGUACGUGGAAGGAAGUGGGGAGGAAAGCUUCCGGCCCACAGCCACAGGACAGGCAGGAGGGGACUGGUGACCCUCUGGGGUCCAUGAUUGGUUUUGAUGGUCUAGAAGGCACAGUGAAACUUUAUUAAGAUAAAGCCAGAAACACUGAGACGGAUUCGUACACACACACACACACACGUGCAUCUAAAGAGCAUUGUAAUACACUGCAGUUUUAGCCUCUUCUGUCUCUGCUGGGAGAUCUGAAGGUGAUGGAGCGUUUUCUCACUUUGUAACGGUCAUCUUGGUUCCUGCCCUCAAAUAUUAUUUUUCUUCUUCUCUUUUUGGUUCUUUCCACAUCAUAGAAAAACAAAAAAGAUUAAAAUGAAAGUGAAAUAAAUUAUUUCUGGAAUGACA